Molecule: messenger RNA, 5812 nt
Organism: Choloepus didactylus (southern two-toed sloth)
Lineage: Eukaryota; Metazoa; Chordata; Mammalia; Pilosa; Megalonychidae
Gene: SLC9A2
Product: solute carrier family 9 member A2
Exons: 12
Coding region: 1-2451 (816 amino acids)
Biological process (GO): proton transmembrane transport; regulation of pH; sodium ion transport
Cellular component (GO): membrane
Molecular function (GO): sodium:proton antiporter activity
Source: RefSeq, a predicted model, not a curated record
AUGGAGCCCGCGGGCCCCGGGCUGAGCCUCCGAGCGCCGUCACCUCCUCCGCCGCCGGCGCUGCUGCUGCUGCUGCUCCUGCAGGUGGCGGGGCCGGCGGGCGCCCUGGCGGAGACUCUGCUGGGCGCGCCGAGGGCGCUGGGCACCAGCUCCAGCCCGCCUAGUCCUGCGAGCGUGGUGGCUCCGGGGACGACGCCGUUCGAGGAGAGCCGGCUGCCGGUGUUCACCCUGGAUUACCCUCACGUGCAGAUCCCUUUCGAGAUCACCCUGUGGAUCUUGCUGGCAUCCCUGGCCAAGAUUGGCUUCCAUCUCUACCACAAGUUGCCGACGAUAGUGCCCGAAAGCUGCCUUCUUAUCAUGGUCGGCCUUCUACUAGGUGGGAUUAUUUUUGGGGUAGAUGAAAAAUCUCCACCUGCAAUGAAGACUGAUGUAUUUUUCUUAUAUCUCCUCCCACCCAUCGUGCUGGAUGCAGGCUAUUUCAUGCCAACUCGCCCUUUCUUUGAGAACAUUGGCACCAUUUUCUGGUAUGCCGUGGUAGGGACGCUUUGGAAUUCCAUUGGCAUCGGGGUGUCUUUGUUUGGGAUCUGCCAGAUUGAAGCGUUUGGCCUGAGUGACAUCACUCUGCUCCAGAACCUGCUCUUUGGCAGCUUAAUCUCAGCCGUGGACCCCGUGGCGGUGCUGGCCGUCUUUGAGAACAUUCAUGUCAACGAGCAGCUCUACAUCCUGGUCUUCGGAGAGUCGCUGCUGAAUGAUGCAGUAACAGUGGUCCUGUACAAUUUGUUCAAGUCCUUCUGCCAGAUGAAAACCAUCGAGACCAUCGACGUGUUUGCUGGAAUUGCCAACUUCUUCGUUGUGGGAAUCGGCGGAGUGUUUAUUGGCAUCUUCCUGGGAUUUAUAGCUGCAUUUACCACUCGUUUCACACAUAACAUCCGCGUGAUUGAGCCACUCUUUGUCUUCUUGUACAGUUAUUUGUCCUAUAUAACAGCUGAAAUGUUUCACCUGUCAGGCAUCAUGGCGAUCACUGCUUGUGCAAUGACCAUGAACAAGUAUGUGGAAGAAAAUGUAUCGCAAAAAUCCUACACAACCAUCAAGUAUUUCAUGAAGAUGCUGAGCAGCGUCAGCGAGACCCUGAUCUUCAUCUUCAUGGGCGUGUCCACUGUCGGCAAAAACCACGAGUGGAACUGGGCCUUCGUCUGCUUCACCCUGGCCUUCUGUCUCAUCUGGAGAGCACUGGGUGUCUUUGUCCUGACUCAGGUCAUUAACUGGUUCCGGACAAUCCCCCUGACUUUUAAGGAUCAGUUCAUCAUUGCCUACGGAGGUCUCCGAGGCGCCAUCUGUUUUGCCCUCGUCUUCCUUCUUCCUGCUGCUGUGUUCCCCCGGAAAAAACUGUUCAUUACAGCUGCUAUCGUUGUCAUAUUCUUCACUGUCUUCAUCCUGGGAAUAACCAUUCGACCACUAGUGGAGUUUCUUGAUGUUAAGAGGUCAAAUAAGAAACAACAAGCUGUCAGUGAAGAAAUCCACUGUCGGUUUUUUGAUCAUGUGAAGACUGGGAUUGAAGAUGUUUGUGGACAUUGGGGUCACAACUUUUGGAGAGACAAGUUUAAGAAAUUUGAUGACAAAUACCUGCGAAAGCUUUUGAUUCGAGAAAACCAGCCCAAGUCAAGCAUUGUAUCAUUAUAUAAAAAGCUUGAAAUAAAACAUGCCAUUGAGAUGGCAGAGACUGGGAUGAUAAGCACUGUCCCUUCUUUUGCGUCCUUAAAUGACUGUCAGGAAGAAAAAAUAAGGAAACUCACACCUGGUGAAAUGGAUGAAAUUCGAGAAAUUUUAUCAAGAAAUCUCUAUCAAAUCCGCCAACGGACUUUGUCGUACAACAGACACAACCUGACUGCCGACACCAGCGAGAGACAAGCCAAAGAGAUUUUGAUCCGCCGGCGGCACAGUCUGCGGGAAAGCAUCAGGAAAGACAACAGCUUGAAUCGGGAGCGCAGGGCAUCUGCGUCAACCUCCCGAUAUUUAUCCUUACCUAAAAAUACAAAGCUUCCAGAAAAGCUACAAAAGAAAAAGAAUAUUUCUCAUACAGAUGGCAAUAGCAGCGACUCAGACGCAGAUGCUGGGACUACUGUGCUCAACUUGCAACCCCGAGCAAGGCGCUUCUUGCCAGAGCAGUUCUCAAGGAAAGCUCAGCCGUCUUAUAAGAUGGAAUGGAAGAACGAGGUAGAUGGAGAUUCCGGCAUAGGGCAGCCCGGCAGCUCCUCGGCUCCCCACAGCAGAGAGGGGGGCACCCAAACCCCGGGCAUAUUACGGCAGCCCCUUCUCUCCAAAGGCGACAUUGGCCCAGUGGGGGAAGACAGUUUGGCUGAAGACAUCCGACCUAAGCCACCACCAAGACUGGUCCGGAGGGCAUCGGAGCCCGGAAAUCGGAAAGCCAGAUUCGGAAACGAUAAUCCCUAAUGGGAGCGGCCAAAGCAGAUCCAGGGCAACUAACCCCAAUACCUCUGUAGUUUAUGACUCUGAAACCUGACACGACAAGGGGAUCCAUUUUAAACUCUGUGGAGCUAAAUGCGUUCUUCAGGUGGUAGAGCCAUGCCACUGAUGAAUGGGAUGAGUGCUUAUCCCAAGAAGAAAAUCAAAGAAAAAGAAUCCCAUGAAAUGUUUUCUGUGACUUGUUGCUAGCAAUUAUACUCUUUGAAAGCUUAAAGAAAAAAAAAAUAUGUGCCUUUAUUGAACUUGAAGGACAGAACUUGAUGUUUUUAACAUGCCCUUGUUGGUGAAAUUUUAAUAUAUACCUAUAUGUCUUAAAUUUUAUUUAUGAAAAAGAUGUAUAUCUCUACUCAGUUUUUAAGCAAAUGGCACUAAAGAAAUAUUCAGAACAUCUUUCCAGGGGAUGACGGGCAGCACCAGGAGGGUGACGGGUCCACGAGUUCAGGAGAGAGAACUUCCCGUCAUGCAAAGGGGCAGUUGGCCAAAGAAGGUCACAGCCAAGAGCUGAGAAAUCUGAGGACUCAAACUGGGAUCACAUUUAGAAAAUCUAGGCAGAGGAAGUGGCUUGGCUGCCUAGCACAAAUUAAGAGGCCCAUUACCUCUAUGAAACAAUGUGGGUCAACUGGUUUUUAAUUUAAUUUUGGUGUGCUUGGCUGUGGCAUAUGAAUUCCAUCUCCCCUCCUUGUUUAAAUGUUGCAGGAGAAAGGUGGUGGGGGUGAAAUCAGCUGGCCGUGCAUGACAGACUCAGGGGCAGCUUUUGAUGAAGUUCUACCCAGGUGGGCCUCAUGUGGAGUGCGGGGAACUAGACCAACACCUGUUUACAGCGUAUUGGUGGGAUUUAUAUUGUGCAAUACUUGGCAGAGGCUGCAGGAGAUUCACACUCAUCUGCUACCAAUUGCUUUAGUAGAAUUUUCUUGAACUUUCAUUCCAGGUCAUAGGCUCCAAGCAGAGAAGGAUGGAAGUUAGAUAGUAUUCCACUGUUUAACAGAUUGGGGAGAUUUUAGGUUUUGAAUUUUAUUCAGGAAGCACUUUGGAGAAUGUGGGAGUUCUAAUUUUUUUUUUUUUUUUUUUUUGCACUAGUCUGUAAUUUGGUACCUCCCCCCCUCAAUAAAGUAGUAACUCAAAUUUUUCAUAUCAAAUGGAUUCUACUCAUCUGAGCACUUUUAAAAAGUAUGGUAGAGAGAAAAGCAAAACAAUCAUUAAAGAUUAAUGUUUAAAUCUCUGUCUCUUAAACUGUAUAUUUUCUUGGCCUCUCAUUUUUGCUCGAUAUUUCCUCUUUAAAACUUGGCUGGAACAAGACUCUAAAUUUCUGGGUUUAGGAUGAGAUGAAGCUGCUGAGGUAGUCCUCUGGUUUCACAUUGGAGAUACACAGCAAAGGCUACAGUGUCUACAGUAUUGUCUGGGGUGUGGGUGGGGUGAAUAAACUGGACAAAGAGUACACAAGAUCCUGAGCAACAGUGCUCUGAGCCCCCUGCUUACAACCUCACAAACAUGGAGAAGUGCACCUUUUACCCUUCUCUCUCAUGUUCAGAAAUCUUGGAAUUCUGCUAGGUUGUUGGGCAUGACACAGAGAGUAACACAGACACGGAAAGUACAAGUUUAUUAAGAGCACAGUUUCUUUCCAGAACAAACUCUCCCAGGUUGAUCAGUGGAAAGCAGUGUGGAAAAUAAUUUGAAGACUACAAACUUAGGACUCAGUGCCAAAACAACUCAUUUUAAAUGAAGAUAUUCAUAGCAUUUCUGCUGAAAAGAAAUUAAAGCUGACAAAGUUUUGUUACAGGAAUAUGAUUCAUCAAGAGGUGUGACGUGUAUUUCUGAGAAUCCCAAGAGUAAGUUUUCAGAAUAGUUUAUGAAAUCUGAAUAGGAAAAUAGAAAUUGAAAAGGACCUAAAUACAAAUUUUGUAAUUUUUCCUGAUUUCCUAUACUAAUAAAUAUUAUGAAGGGUUUAACUUCAUGGAGUUGAAGGAAAAACAUGAAAUUUGUAUGCUACUUCUUCUUAAGCAUAUAGACCAAAUUCAACUUUCACUAAUUAAAAGUCACGUAAUUUGGAUGCCGUUGUGUAAAUUUCUGGAAAGCAAUACCUAUGCCAUUUUAUCUUUACUAUUAGUUUCAAUUUUAUCUUAUUUGUCAAAUGACAAAGGUAAGGAAAAAGGAAAUUUGGCUUCAUUUAUAUUUUUCUCUAUAAUUUCUUCUGUUUUAUAAAUAUCAAAUUUUAGAAACUAUAGAUGGAGAAAAUACGCAGGUGAAACUCUUUAAUUAUAUGGUACCAUAACAAUCUAAAUUUCUGUAAAACAGAAAGGUCCCCUAAGCCUUUGUAAACGAUUCCACUUGUUCAACUAAUAGUCGAUCCAACCAAAAUUCCAUGUGGCUGUAGAAUUGACAGGUCUUUGGUGUUUGUUGUAUCAAAAUUUGAUUUGAACUAUAUACAUGUGAAAAGUCGGGGCUUAUUUUGUUACAUACAGUGCUAAGGGCCAACUUUUGGGAACAGUUACGCCAGUUUUGCCAACUAGAAAUUGGCCCCCAAAUCUGAUACUUAAAAAUAUGUUUUGUGUAUGUGGCCCCAAAAUGUCUGGGAUGAAAUUGCUUUCAGCUUUUGCUAAACUUUGUAGUGGGGGCAUAUCAGUUUUCCUGGGGAAGUGAUAUGUUAACUUAUAUAAAUAUGUAAAGAAGCAUGUUACCUGUUACAUGUCUCAACAUAUUCUUCAUUUGUUAUACUGCCCAAAUCAUGUUUAUGUUACAACUGGCAUUUUAUAAUCAGCUAUGAGAACUGUAAUAUUCAAAAUUCACACUUAAUUUUAUUCUUUAAAGAGUGAUUAAAAUGAUUUCUUUGUCCAAUUAAAGUAGCUGCUGACAUCAUCUGCUGAGACCUGAAUGCCAUUUGUAUGAUUUUUUUUCAUCAGCCUGAACAAGAAAAGAACAGAUCAUGACUUACAACAGAUUGGUGAUACUCAGGUUUAUUUUGUUCACUUUUAGAACAAAGUUUGUAGCUUGCUUCUACUUUAUAUCCCACUUUUAGCCAGUCCGUUUCUUUAUUCCAUUCCUAAGGAAAGCUGGAACCCUAUUUGGGUAAAUACUGCAUGACAAUGGCAUCAUUCUUUGCCUGUGAGAGAUGAUACUUCUGAUUUUUUCCACUAAUGUCCAGCUGAUACAGAUGAAACAUCCAGAUGACUGAUUUUUGAACGGUUUCUUUCAUGUUGUGCUGAUACAUAGCUUUAGUUACAUGAGCCCUUUGGUUUUGUUUUAUAAUUUUCUGCAAUUUCAAACAAAGUUCUAAGUACAACAAUAAAUUGUGGAUCAUUUAUCUUACCUCUAUGGUCAGGGAAUGAGCUUU